Theobroma umbraticum is the source of this 1124-nucleotide messenger RNA. RefSeq lists its product as uncharacterized. Gene Ontology annotation, molecular function: RNA binding. NCBI's taxonomy places the organism in Eukaryota, Viridiplantae, Streptophyta, Magnoliopsida, Malvales, Malvaceae. The record is from RefSeq and is a predicted model, not a curated record.
CCCGACUCCCGACCAGAACGAACAACUUUACCCUAAAUCCCUAAUCCCCUUUGCUAUCCCCCUUUCCGGCAGCUCACCGGCUCACCCACAAUUGCCGCUGCCCAUCCUUUAUUUUAUUCAUCCGACAACCACGAAUUGAGAGAGAAAGUAAGGAUAUCUCAUCGCAGGUCGUUGCUUUUCCGAUUAGGGUUUUCCAACAACAAUGGCGGGGAAUUCUGGCUGCAGUGUCUACAUAGGUAAUUUGGAUGAGAGGGUAAGCGACAAAGUUCUGUACGAUAUUCUUAUUCAAGCAGGGAGAGUAGUGGAUUUGUACAUUCCUCGAGACAAGGAAACUGAUAAGCCCAAAGGUUUUGCCUUUGCUGAAUACGAAACCGAGGAGAUUGCCGAGUAUGCUGUGAGGCUUUUUUCUGGCCUUGUUACUCUCUACAAUCGAACCUUAAAAUUUGCGAUUUCUGGGCAAGACAAGGCUUUGCAGAAUCCUCCGAAUGCAGCCAUGGCUGCAUCCAAUUCAUCCCACAAGUCGAGGCAUAACUCUGGGGUACUUAACCAUAUGGAAAUCUCUCAGCAGCCAAUGAGGUUAUCAACCCCUUGCAGGAUUCCAGAUAAUCCUUUGCAUUACUCCCAAGUGCCACCUCUCCCUGGUGUAUCUCACCACUCUAAUGAGUAUGGAUCACAUUUCAAUGGUACCAAUUAUGAAUACAGUCGAAAGGUUUUUGGGGCAACAUUGGAUAGCAUUGGUCGCCUUAGGUCACGCCGCUAUGACACAAGUGACCCUGUUUCAUUUUCCUAUUACUGAUAUUUAUUAUGACAAGUGUGCAAGUGUAAAAUUCUUGCCUGUUGCACUAAAAAUUGGUUGACCGUUGUAGUCAUUCAGACAAGAUAGGUGGUAUAGUUGUAUGUGAGAGGAAGUGUUGGAGUAAUUAUAGGUUGUAAGUUAUUUCAUAGGUGCCUAGCAUUGUUUGUUGUGUCGUACAUACUUGAGCUUCAUUUUGUUGUGGUGCUAAUUCAUCUUUCUCUCGCUUUCAGAUGUUGUAUUUGGUUCCUUUUGGAUAGUUAUGGUUACUUUUCUAUUUAUAAGUUGAGAACAAAAAUGGAAAUAGCAAAUUACUUUGUUCUUGGUUGCA